Messenger RNA from Microplitis demolitor, 1571 nucleotides. Its product is annotated as molybdopterin synthase catalytic subunit. Gene Ontology annotation, molecular function: molybdopterin synthase activity. Lineage: Eukaryota; Metazoa; Arthropoda; Insecta; Hymenoptera; Braconidae. Gene Ontology annotation, cellular component: cytosol. The record is from RefSeq and is a predicted model, not a curated record. Gene Ontology annotation, biological process: Mo-molybdopterin cofactor biosynthetic process. Bases 1 to 1347 code for a protein of 448 amino acids. The transcript is spliced from 7 exons.
AUGGAUGACAGCACCCAGGAGACAGAUGUUAAAAUAUUAUUUUUUGCUAGUGCACGUGAAAUUGCUGGUGUUAAAGAAUCUAAAAUAAUUAUCUGCAAACAUAUUUCAUCAUCUGAAUUACUGGAUAAAAUUGUUUCAAUAUUUGGAUUAGAGAGUAUACGUAAUAACGUUAUUAUUGCCGUUAACGAGGAAUUUAUUUCUAAUGAUGUUGAGCUCGAGCUCUGCGAUAGAGAUGAAAUCGCAGCUAAUAAGGAGGAACAAAAAAAUAUCGUCAAACUCCAAAAAGAUAAGUUGCAGGUUGAUGAAAUUGUCAGUUGUGUUAUUUCACCAUCUUGUGGUGCAAUAUCAACAUUUAUUGGAACAACUCGUGAUAAUUUUGAAUCUAAAAAGGUUAUUAAACUGGCUUAUGAAGCUUAUGAGCCAAUGGCAUUAAAAGAAAUGAAAAAUAUUUGUGAAAAAAUUCGUGCUAAAUGGGAUGUCAAGCAUAUUGCGAUUUUCCAUCGUCUAGGUGAAGUACCAGUCUGUGAAAGCAGUGUAGCGAUAGCUAUUUCUUCUCCUCAUCGCCGAGAAUCAUUGCAAGCUGUUGAGUUUGCUAUUGAUUCUCUGAAAUCAUCAGUACCGAUUUGGAAGAAAGAAAUUUACGAGGAUCAACAAUCAACUUGGAAAGAAAAUAAAGAAUAUGAUAAGCUUCUAAUCCCUAAAGUAGAACCGCUUGAUAGUAUCCAAGAGUCUUCAGCAAAAGAUAAUGUUGUACAGUCUUUCAAGCAAGAUUUUGAUAAAUAUGAAAUAAAUCUUGAUCAAGUCCAAGUUAAGGCUAGCGCUGAUGAGCUUAAUAGAAGAAUCGAGUCAUUUAUUUUGAGAAAACGCCAGCAUGUUAAUAGUGUAAAUAUUCAAGAAUUUUGUCGUCAUAGACAUUUGGAUAAUCAAGUUGAGAAUUCGUGUGCCAGAGUCGAUGCUAUUUUAAUUCGUCGCAAAGACUCUAAAAGUCACGUCAAAGUUCAUCGUGUGUACAAUCCACAUGGACCGCAAACAAACUUUUCAUCUUCAAAUGAAACAAAUCAACAAAACACAAGUUUGAAUUCAGCAUUAGAUGAAAGAUUGUCAGAGUCUGAAAGAUUUCUCGGCAUUACCAAACCCGUUCCUCGUGAUAUUUAUGAACGUGUCAAAAAAAUAGAAGACAAAUUACUUUAUUUAGAAAGUAUUUCACCCGAAUAUAAGAAUAUUUGUAUACCACAAGAUGCGGACGACGAUAAAAAUAAUCCUUCAAACAAAAGGACAUUUUCAACCGCAGAAUUGGACACAAAAUUAUUAGAACUCGAAAACAGAUAUGCGAAAAAAAUAAAGUAAGAUCAGUCGUUUGUAACAAAAGAACAUACAAUUUGUCAAUCGAUUACGAGUAAUUUAUUAUUGCUAUGUUUUUUACGAAGAUUGAAAUGUUAAUAUUGUAAUACGAUAAGAGAUUUUAUUAUGAAAUUUAAAUCUUGAAAAUGCCAUUGAAAGCUCAUUGAUAUGUUCAAUAGCUUAAUAGUUAUUGACCUAACAUUAUAAUAUAGUCAUCCAUAAAAAUUUUA